Stylophora pistillata is the source of this 3139-nucleotide messenger RNA. Its product is annotated as LIM domain kinase 1. The record is from RefSeq and is a predicted model, not a curated record. Gene Ontology annotation, cellular component: cytoplasm; nucleus. Gene Ontology annotation, molecular function: ATP binding; protein serine/threonine kinase activity. Gene Ontology annotation, biological process: protein phosphorylation; actin cytoskeleton organization. Lineage: Eukaryota; Metazoa; Cnidaria; Anthozoa; Scleractinia; Pocilloporidae.
UUUACAGUGCGGAAAAUAUCACCCGUCGACAAAAUGUAGGGGGUAGUUUGGGAUAUAAAAAAAUGGCAGGUUAGUCAAUAUUAUUCAUUGACGCAUUUACUCUUCGCUCAAGUCUGUCCUAUAUCUUUCGCUUUGCUUCGCAUGGAAGGCGUAGUGUGCAUAAGUUGUGGCAAUCCGCUACAAAAGGAUGAGAUUCCCAUAGAGGCGCUAUGCAGCAAAUGGCACCGCAACUGUUUCAAGUGCUCAGAGUGUAAACGGCAACUGUCGUCUGUCUAUUAUGCUCGUGGCAAGACGCUUUAUUGCAGAAAAGACUACACGGAAAAAUUCCGAUCGAAGUGUCACGUCUGCGAGCAAAAAAUUAGUGGACUUGUUAUGGUUGUAGCUGAUCAUAAAUUCCACACUGAAUGUUUUUCAUGUGGAAACUGUCAGCAAUUUUUGGGAGAAGAAGACGAUUACAUUCUUGUUGAACGACAUAGACUGACAUGCUGUAUGUGCUUCACAAAAGGACAAGAAGAGUCUUGGUGGGACCCUUCUUUGCAUGCUGUUCAUCACUUAAAUCUGAAUCCUGGAGCUUUGAGCAAGCAUAAAAUUGAAGUAGAAAUUUUGAAGAGAGAAAGAAAGAGGUCUCUAAAGUCUAGAGGUUUGGAGAAAGAACCUGAGAUGUCUCUUGUGAUCAACGGGAUUAGAACAACCACAAAGUCACAGAGUUGUGAUACAUUAAAUAUCCUGAUUGGAGAUGUGGUACUGGAGGUCAACAAAGUUUUUGUGUCUCCCUCUACUAUUGACAAGGUUGCUACUCUCCUGAUGUCCCAAUCAAAUGAGAUUACUGAAAUUACACUUGAACGAAAUGCAAGUGGACUGGACCUGAAACCCAAACAGUGCAGACUGCUCAGUGUUGAUUCUGACUUUGAAUCUGAGGCAGCUGCUGAAGAUAAAAGCUUUCGUAAUAGGUCCAUAUCUCUGUUUUCCAGAAGGGAACUACGGCGCUGUCAAACAUCAGCAUCCUCAGAAAACCCCCCUCUGAUUAAUGGGGAGGGAGAUUCUUUGAAAGAUGCUAGUGGAAAGAAGACAUCGAAGCCUGCUAUGCGAUCAAAUUCACUUCCUAGAAGCAAUUCAUUGUCUGACAAUUUCAAGUUACGAUCUGCAAUUCACAGAGCUCAGUCAUUCAAGUCAGAGACUGCUGCUAACAGGGUCUUCAGGCCUUGUGAUCUGAUCAUUGGAGAUGUGAUUGGAAAAGGCUUUUUUGGACAAGUUAGAAAGGUGACACAGAGUCAGAGUGGAGAGGUUAUGGUGAUGAAAGAGCUUCUCAAUUAUGAUGAGACAGCUAAAGUCAGCUUUUUAAAAGAGGUUGCUUUGCUAAAGAGUUUAAAUCAUCCUAAUGUACUGCGGUUUAUAGGGAUUUUGUACAGAGACCAGACCUUGAACUUGAUUACUGAGUAUAUAUGUGGUGGUACAGUGCGUCAAGUCCUAAAGGAUAAGGGUAAACAACUGCCAUGGUUACAGAGGAUUAGGUUUGCAAAAGACAUAGCGGCAGGAAUGGCUUACCUCCAUUCAAUGAACGUCAUGCACAGAGACUUAACCUCAAAGAAUUGUCUGGUUGAAACCGACAAGGAGUCAGGUGAUAUGUCAGUGGUUGUGGCCGACUUUGGCUUGGCUCGUGUGGUUAGAGACAGACCCUUAUCGCCUCUUGAUCGGAUAUCAUCGACCAUGCCUCCCUCCCCUGGACAAAAAUCACUUAGCUCUACCGGCAACAGACCGCCUCCUCCGAAGAAAAGGUACACAGUGGUGGGUUCCCCGUACUGGAUGGCUCCUGAGAUGUUGUUGGGAAUGACGUACAAUGAAAAGGUCGACGUCUUCUCAUUUGGGGUUUUAACAUGCGAGAUAAUUGGCCGAGUAAAGGCUGAUCCAGACUACCUCCCUCGAUUAUCAAAUUUUGGAAUUGACGAAGAGAAAUUCUGUAAAGAGUUUUGCGAGGGAUGUCCCGAGUUAUUUUACAAAAUAGCUUUCCUUUGCUGCGAUCUGGACUCAGACAAGAGACCCGAGUUUUGUGAUCUGGAGAAGUGGUUCGAGUCCUUACUACUUCAUAUAGAAGUUGGUUUACCUUUACCAUCUGACAUGAAGUUCACUCUUCUACCCGCCACUCUCAUGAGAAAAAUCAGUGAAAGUAACGAAAGAAGUGAGAAGACAUGAACGAGGCCGUUCCUCAAUCGUAGCCAAAGCUUUCAGGAAAAGAUGGAUUGCACAAAACGACAAUCGUUUGCCUCUGCCGAAGCUUGUCUUUGGGAAAUUUUCAGAGCACUGCAGCAGCUUGGAUUCCUUCCCUCUCGACAACUUUACCAUUUACGAAGUUUGGAAAGGAUUCGACCGACCCAUAUUCAGCCUAUCCUACUGGGCUUCCUGUGGCGAGCUUAACUGUCCUGUGAAUAUACCUUGGUGGAUUCUACUUAAUGUGAAUAUACCUUGGUGGAUUCCUCAAAACUAGCAGAGAUUACAAUCUCUGCUAGUUUUGAGGCUUCUGUCUGUUUGCCCUCACCCUCACCAUCACCAUCACCCUCUUGGGUGAAAUGUACGAAUGUGACGUUCGCACGUGCUGUUCCCUUUUAAAGGAAAGUAGCUUGAUCGUUGACACUGAAAGAGACAAAACAAUGCGCGUAACUACAGUCGUUUUUCUCAGUUUCUACGUCUCUAGUCGCAUUCUUAAAGUCGUGAACUCCUUGGAUUGUAAAUUGAAUGACAAGGGUGUGUGAGAAAUGGAUGAUUCUUGUCACUUGAUCGGCCGGUUGAAAGAAAACACUUCACGAUAUCGACAAAACGAACGAGUUGCGGCUCAAACUGAGAUGGACAUUCCUCAAACUGGUUCCCGUGGCUCUGAGAACUAGAUGGGUAAUUCCGGAAAAAUAAAUGAAUUUGAUAUUCGAACAGAGCACAUUGUCCUACACCGCUAAAUUGUAAUUGGGUUUAUUUUUUUCAUUCUCCUUUUACAGAAGCACGCACUGACUAUCAACAAUUGUGAUACCGCGUCAAUUUUCUGACGUGGGAUAACCAAUCGUCUGAGAAUUUUGUUAUUUACUUUUCCACCGGUCACAAUGACCGGUCGUGUGUCACCGAAGGUUAAUAAAAUCAAGAGUUAUAACAUCUA